Molecule: messenger RNA, 3693 nt
Organism: Camelus dromedarius (Arabian camel)
Lineage: Eukaryota; Metazoa; Chordata; Mammalia; Artiodactyla; Camelidae
Gene: ENPP5
Product: ectonucleotide pyrophosphatase/phosphodiesterase family member 5
Exons: 4
Coding region: 215-1657 (480 amino acids)
Source: RefSeq, a predicted model, not a curated record
GGGGAGGCGGUGCUGGUCAGGUGCUCUCCGUCGAAGCGGCGUGCAGGUGACCGGCCGCGGCUUACGGGGGCUCCUCUUGCUCCUACCGCCUCCCAGCUAUUGCCCCCGGUCUGCGGGAGGGAGACCCUCCGGACCCUUCCUCCCACUGCCCCAAGCCGAUGCGGAUGGAGAGGAUGAAGAUUCUCUUACACUGAACCGAUCAAGAACUUUGAAAAUGACUUCAAAACGUCUCUGGGUGUCCUUCGUACUUGCUGCAGUCACACUUUCAAUUACAUUUUCUCUCCAACCAGACCAGCAAAAGGUUCUACUAGUUUCAUUUGAUGGAUUCCGAUGGGAUUACUUAUAUAGAGUUCCAACACCCCAUUUUCACCAUGUGAUGAAAUACGGUGUUCAUGUGAAGCAAGUUACUAAUAUUUUUCUAACAAAGACCUACCCUAACCAUUAUACUUUGGUAACUGGCCUCUUUGCCGAGAAUCAUGGUAUUGUUGCCAAUGACAUGUUUGAUCCUAUUCUGAACAAAUCUUUCUCCUUGGGUCACAUGGAUAUUUAUGAUUCUGAGUUUUGGGAAGAAGCGACACCAAUAUGGAUCACAAAUCAGAGGGCAGGACAUACUAGUGGUGCGGCCAUGUGGCCCGGAACAGAUGUAAAAAUACACAACAGCUUUCCCACUCACUACAUGCCUUACAACGAGUCCGUUUCAUUUGAAGUGAGAGUUGCCAAAAUUAUCGAAUGGUUUACAUCGAAAGAGCCCAUCAGUCUUGGUCUUCUCUAUUGGGAAGAACCUGAUGACACCGCCCACGAUUUGGGACCAGACAGUCCGCUCAUGGGACCUGUCAUUUCAGAUGUCGACCGCAAGUUAGGGUAUCUCAUACAAAUGCUGAAAAAGGCAAAGUUGUGGGACGUUUUGAACCUAAUCAUCACAAGUGAUCAUGGAAUGACGCAGUGUUCUGAGGAGCGGAUCAUAGAGCUUGACCAGUAUCUGGACAGAGACUACUAUGUCCUGGUCGACCAGUCGCCAGUAGCAGCCAUCUUGCCCAAAGAAGGUAAAUUUGAUGAAGUCUACGAAGCACUAGCUCACGCUCAUCCUAACCUUACUGUGUACAAAAGAGAAGAGAUCCCGGAAAGAUGGCAUUACAGGGACAACAGUCGAAUUCAGCCGAUUAUUGCAGUGGCCGACGAAGGGUGGUAUAUUUUACGGAAUAAGUCAGAUGACUUUAUGUUGGGCAACCACGGCUAUGAUAAUGAAUUAGCAGAAAUGCAUCCCAUAUUUCUAGCCCACGGCCCUGCCUUCCGAGAGAAUUUCACCAAAGAAGCCGUGAACUCCACAGAUCUGUACCCACUGCUCUGCCACCUCCUCAAUGUUACGGCCAUGCCCCACAACGGAUCCCUCAGGAACGUCCAGGAUCUGCUCAGUGCAGCAGCCCCAAGAGCCGGUCCUUACGGUCCUUACACACAGAGCCCUCCACUCCUCCAGGGUCGUGUCCCACCAGGGGAAAAUGAGCAGGAGGCGUCAUACGCUUACUUCCUAGGGGUCUCUCUUGGUAGCAUUAUAGUUAUUGUGUUUUUCAUAAUUUUCAUUAAACAUUUAAUUCACAGCCAGAUACCUGUCCUACCAGAUUUUCAGGCUGAAAUAUCUCAACCAUUAUUACAAGCCUAAUGCUACUUUGAUGUGGAGAUUGCAUAGUUAUGUCAGUGUUUAAAGGUUUCAAAUCCUAGGAAACCAGCUUCAGAUAUUUGCACAGACCAUUCAGCAGAUGUGUACAUAUAGAGGCGCAGUCACACACACACACAGUCACACUCUCACUCUCAUGCUUACACGCACAUGGACCAAAAUACACACACCUGCAAAGGAUUAAUGACGUGGAAGUACGUUUCCGUCAUUCGCUCUGGCUUCAGGCUCUGGCUAAGCGCCUGCUUUAUUUGGACUUGGCAUUAGCAAUUUUGCACUAUUUGAAGUACAUUUCGUAUUGCACUUUACUCUCGGAAUGGGUACUUGUAUGUGAAAUGCACUAUAUCAGCAAUUUUGUCUUCUCACUCAGUUGAAAAAAAGACCUUUUGCACCCAGGUCCCAGGAUACUUGUUAUUCUUUGCUCAGAGUGAAUUUUCUGAGAAUUCCUGAAUACUGUACAAGCCUAUCUCCUUAAAUUGGGAGAAUAUGAAGAAAGUGAAAACUGUUGAAAAUUCCACAUGAUGAGCUCUGCACAGUGACGUUUGGAGAGAUGUAUUCCCAACGGCAGGGAGCACCUGCGGGAUCUCCUUGUCAUAUUUCUUUCCAAAGGACAUGGGUUUUCAUUUUAUACCCCCCACCAAAAAAGGUUCAAGAGAUUCAAAUACUGACAGAUUCAUUCUAGCCAUAUUGUUUCUGUCAUGAAAUUCAUUAUUGCUAUUUACUGAUUAGUCCUUUUUCUCUGAUUUUGAUCAUCAGACACCAUGAACAUACAUUUCUUUCCUGUGGAGGCCAGCACUGGCCUGAUUAAAAGGGGCCAGGCACCGUCUCAGCAAUGUUUUCUCUUGAUUAUUUGCUUCCUUAAAAAUGAAAUCACUAGUAAUCACAUUAAAAUCAAAUUAGAUAAGACCAAUGUUUUCUUUCUGGUAACCUAUAGUAACAGCACAAGCAUCUUUUAGAUUUGAGCAUUGGAAAUUCCCUGAAUUGCAGAGAGCACAAACUCUGCUAGGGAAAAUGCAGGCCAUGCCAUCUGAAAAGAGCUGUGUGGAGCUUGGGGGAAAAAAAAAUUAGGCAGAACCACUAGUGUUCACAACGUUCCCAGAAUAGUGCUGAAGGCACCCUGAUGGCACAGAGGAAUGAAACAACUCUUAGAGGUAACAAUAUUGAAACAAGAGGAGUUGAGGUUUAUAGCCUUGUUUUCUCAAGUAUUUGAAUAUCCAUUCACCAAGUGCUUGGUGGAAACAAAGGUGAAUCCAAGUUCACAAAUAAGACUUCUGCCUCCUGGGUGGGAUUUGUCAUUUAUCCCCCACGUAAAGCUGUGCUUUAGAUCCCUUGAGUAGUCAGGGUGGGGAGAGGGCGGUUUUACCUAUAGUUUCUUAAAUGAAAAAGGAGGCCCUGGAAAGAACAGUUUUCCUUGGAGAAAUUAGAAACCAGUUUAUAGACACUUGGCUCAUAGAUAAUACUGUGAUCUUACGUAUAUUUAUGUACCCACUGGCUAAUAAGUAGGGAAAAUGUUCGAUGCCUUCCAGAAAGGAUAAACUUGAUGUGAAGAACAGAAGUGGCAUAGUUAAAAAUAUAAUUGAAUUUAAGUGCUUCCUAAAAUUGGGUGAAUGAAUGAUAUUUAAAUGAUAAUACCAAUAAAAAAAUGUUAGCACCUAAGUCUCAUUUCAUUACACAGCAUCUUAAUGGGACAGAAUGGAAUCACUAAGAAUGGACCGUAGAUUAAAAAGCUGCGAAGUUCAACGGUAGAGAGCAAAUUCCUCAAGAGGUUUGCACUCUGGAUUAGACGUUUUAAACUAUGUGCUGGCUUGCUUGGUAGUGUGAACCUACCUGCAUUAUUGAGGUGCCGAUCUGAUGACUGAAAGAUGAAAUUGGUCUAAAAGCAUUACUGUUCAAGUGCUAACUGUACAUUUCAAGUAAUUGUUGCAGUAAAUUCAGUUUAGAGGGUGCUAUUACCAUAGUGGUAAGAAGAAAGUAAAUUCUGUGAUGUUGAUGAAAUCAUUAAAACUUGGACAUGAAGAUUUGAA